AUGGGGGGAAAGGUGAUAGGUUGUUCGGUGUGCAUUUUGGGGUUGGUGGUGGUUUUGGGUGUGAUUGCAGGUCCAGUGAAUGCAAUUCCUUGUCAAAAUGCCCUAGUCAAACUGUUGCCUUGUGAGCCAUUUUUGGUGGGUUCUGCUGAGUCUGUUAGUGUUCCUUGUUGCCAGAGUGUUGAGGCUUUGAACCAAAUUGCUACUUCCAAACCAGAACGCCAGUCUCUGUGUGAAUGCUUUAAGAAAGCUGCACCAGCCAUGGGGGUUAAGGUUGAUAGGGCUAAGGAACUUCCUGACCUUUGCAAGGUCCAGGUCCCAGUAGCCAUUGACCCAAAUAUCAAUUGCAACAAGUAA
Molecule: messenger RNA, 354 nt
Organism: Ilex paraguariensis (yerba mate)
Lineage: Eukaryota; Viridiplantae; Streptophyta; Magnoliopsida; Aquifoliales; Aquifoliaceae
Source: the annotation of a GenBank genome assembly